Messenger RNA from Peniophora sp. CBMAI 1063, 1788 nucleotides. The record is from the annotation of a GenBank genome assembly. NCBI's taxonomy places the organism in Eukaryota, Fungi, Basidiomycota, Agaricomycetes, Russulales, Peniophoraceae.
AUGGAGAUCUUUGACAUUGGUUCGCUCAACCUACCUGAUACCAGUCUCGACGCGGCCGACGCUAUCGCGUUAAUAGUGGAGGAACCUCGACUACGAGCGAAGGUUGGACCCAUCCGAGUUCUUGUCUCCAAUGCGCCGCGAGAGUACAUCAUCGGUCGUACGCCGGAGAACGACUUCGUUCUUUCUGGAAAGUUUGCGUCCUACACGAGCAGAAGACACAGUAAACUCAUCUGGGAUGGACAUCAAAUGCUUAUUGAGGACAUGAAGUCGGUGAAUGGAACUUGGGUCAACCACCGUCGCCUAGCGGAUGGAGAAGCUCGACCUCUUCAGGAUCGGGAUAGAGUAAUGUUUACUCCCCUUCCUCUCGACACACGGUCGGCUUUCGAGUGGGAGCCGAGAGAGUUUUGGGAAAGCGCGGAGGGAGGGCCACACGCACUGGAAUUUGUUUAUAAGGAGUAUCAUAUGGAUGGCUUCGCAGCAGCGCUGCCUCCCGUUGUCCGUGCUGUAAGACGAUCGAUCGCUGAGUGUGAUCGUGUACACAGUGUUCUCGAAAAUGUCCGCUCAUCACGCGCUACUAGCCAUUCUGCUGUCUUACUGCAGAAUCAUGUUACCGAUCGAACCUAUCGAGGUUCUUUAGAUCGGACCGAUCGACCUCAGACACCCUUGUACAUUCCGCCCUUACCAGUCGACUUCCACCCGCAUCAGAAUACCAAUAAACGACUUCGUCUAGCCAAUUGCGUUUUUCCUGGACCCGAAGAUGCCGACUAUGUUCCUGCGGAUCAUCCUGAUAUAAUUUGGCGCGAUGGUGUGCGUUACAAGCAUGUCCCCGGAACUCGCUCUCCUCCCUCCGAGAUGCAACAGUGGUCGGGCUUUUACAAUCUCCCCGUGGGACUGCAUUGUGACUGGCCUCUGUUCUCCUCCGUUGCCUACGGCGCGCGGCCACCCGCAGAUGCCUCGCUGCCCGAACCUCACACUCCACGCCGGGACGUUUAUGCUCGGUAUACGUGGCUCGCGGAGGACGAAUCUAUCAACGAACGGGAUUCUGGCACCAUUCCCGAAACAACCGCAACCAUCGAAGUGCUACCCACGUCAACUCCCUACACACCAGUCGAUCACAGUCCUACAGUGCUGAGAGAUAUUGACGACCCGUCUAUUCGUCCGGGUGCGAUGCUUGAUGCCUCGCCCCCGCCAAACUUCGCACUUGUAUCGCCAACCGCAGUGUCACCUCUUAGUUCGCUGUCCAGCUUGACCACACAUACCGGGUCGAAGCGCCCUCGCGCUCUUCACGACGGCGACGACGACGACGACGAGAGGUCCGCGAAACGUAUCGCGCCUCCAGCCAGCUUGGCUCGAGAUCACAGGCCGUCUUCGUCCACACCUUCGCAUCUUCACAUCACGGUCUCGGAUCCUCACGACAUUCUCCUACCUUCUGGGAGCCGCCCUGGACUCGUGGACGAUGGGACCGUCAUACACCACUCGCCCGGACUAGCUCAAGCUGGCGAGCCUGUACCGCCGGAGAUCGUUCCAACGUGUCCGCAUCCCUCGAAAAGACGGCAGCGUGAAGUUGACCCUGACGAAGGGCGCGAGUCGAAACGCCUGCAUGUGGACAAUGCAGUGUUCUCCAGUGAUUCGUCGCGACCUCCCACGCCUUCUGUACCACCAAAAGAACGAGAUUUAGCGGCUGUCGUUGAUACUCUCGAUACGAGUACAUCGUCUUCCCGCCGAGUCGACGAUCGCGUGCCAGAUCCGCUUGAGGCACCGUGCGACACGCACCGCGCUAGUACAUAG